This is a messenger RNA of Cladocopium goreaui, 490 nucleotides long. NCBI's taxonomy places the organism in Eukaryota, Dinophyceae, Suessiales, Symbiodiniaceae. The record is from the annotation of a GenBank genome assembly.
UAGUCUACCUGCCUAUUUCAGUGUCGAGCCAUGAGUACCCGCACCCCUGCGGUCCCCGAUGACUUUCCACACUUUGCUGCUUGGUAUGGUCAAGUCCCUGGCUUCGACCAUGCAAGAGUUCGGGGCAAGGACUUCCAUUGUCGUGACCAAGUGUUCCACCUACGACAGUUGGUGGAUGCCAGGUACUACCUGAACUGGCACUACUCGGAUGCCGAUUCUUAUGGCCCCUCUGCUUACUUCAAUGCAGCAGAAGAAUGGUUGAGGUGUCGUCGUAUCCUGCGCUUAGCACCGGAGGAUCGCCCGCAAGCCUUGAAGGAUUGGUUCCAUGACAAAUAUUCGGUGAACAAAAUUUGGGAAUAUCGAGAACCUCCUGCUGCCAUUGGCAAACACGAAGUCCUAUGAGCGCCACUUCUGAGAUAUAAAUGAAAUCAAAGGAUAUCCUGGAGCCACAGAUAUCCAAUAAGCCAUAAAUAUGUUGAUGAUUUCAAAA